Messenger RNA from Verruconis gallopava, 1798 nucleotides. RefSeq lists its product as uncharacterized. The transcript has 3 exons. Gene Ontology annotation, biological process: poly(A)+ mRNA export from nucleus. Lineage: Eukaryota; Fungi; Ascomycota; Dothideomycetes; Venturiales; Sympoventuriaceae. The coding region runs from base 84 to 1442 and encodes 452 amino acids. Gene Ontology annotation, cellular component: nucleus. The record is from RefSeq and is a predicted model, not a curated record.
CAACAACCAAACUCAAUAACAGGCCAGAUCUCUGCCCCUUCGCACUUACGCAAGCCAUCGAACUGCCUGCGUUCGCUCUCACAAUGGACGAUCUGGAUGAGAACUUGCCCAUGCACGAAGCAGAUAGUCCUGUGGCCGACGUCGGGCUUCCGGACGCAGGCGCUGAACCAGACGAUUUAUUAGCAGCAGAGGCCACAGAGGACAACGCAGACGCGCCUGCGGACGAGGACACCGUCGCAAGCGAGAACAACUCGGAAAAAGCGGCCGCCGACGAUGAUGAUAACGUCUCCGACAACGAGUCGCUGCUUUCGGACGUCGACGAAGCACAGUUCCAGGACUUCGAUCCCGCCGCCAUCUCGCUCGAGGAUCGACAGCAGAUCGCGAUCGACGACGAGAAUGUGAAGCUUCUGGGCGUGCACAAGCGCAAACGGGCCGAGGGUGAGGGUGACGACGCGACGCGGAAGAAGAAGAAGGAAAGGCGAAGAGACCGGUCGGAGAAGAAGAGGGCGCGCCGAAGAAGAGAAGCGGGUGAGGAGUAUGUGCGAGGCGACGACGUUGAGGGAGGCAGAAAACGAAGGCGUGCCGACGAUGGGGAAGGCGGUAGUCAUCGCAGACGAGACGAAGUCGACGAGAGCACUCUGACACCUGAAGAGAGAAAGAGGCGUGAACUUGACAGGCGAAUGGACGAAGCUCUCAAGAGCGGGAAGACAAGAAUUAGCAAGAAGGAUGGUAUUGAUCUCGAGCAAGCCGCGGACGAGGAAGUCUCUCGCAUGGCUCGUCGAAUGGCAGAAGCCGCUCGCCUUGAUUCCGAAGCUCGUCAACGCCAUGAACCAGCCAUGGCAAAGCUGCAACUGCUUCCUGAGGUCACUGCACUCCUCAAUCGCGGCGGUGCCAUUCAAGAGUCCAUCGUCGACCCUGAGAACGACCUUUUGCGUAGCAUAACGUUUUUCCUCGAACCAUCGGCUCCGGACGGCGCCCUGCCUGCGUACGCCAUUCAAAAGGCUCUCUUCGAUGUGCUUCCCAGGCUCCCAAUCGGCGCCGAGGAGCUGCGGGGAGACACGAAGCUGGGGCAAUGUGUUCUCUUUUACACCAAGAGCAAGAAGCCGGAACCGAACAUUAAGCGCGCUGCGGAGAGGCUGCUUACCAAGUGGAUGUCACUCAUGCUCAAGCGGCCGAACGAUUAUCGCAACCGCGACCUCAGCGUCAAUCAAGGUCCCACGAUUCCAGUUCGGACGGGCCGUCAAACUGCGGAAGAACUGGCCCGCGAGCGAGCUCUUCAGGACCCGACUUAUGCAAAUCGUGCUCGCAUUCAAGGUGGUCUAAGUACCUACACGAUUGCGCCGAAGCCGAAUGCCGUCGAGGGCGGCGGGCGUCCUAUUGCGUCGAAGAGUGAUGCCGCAUUUAGAAAGAUCCAAGCACGAAGUCAAGGUGCCCGACGUUGAAAAUUGCCUGUUUUUUUUUCCUUCCGGCGUGGUCCAUUUGUAGGGAACCUCACAAAGUUCAUGAGGUACACAAGAGGUUUGUUAAGGGAUGUAAGGGGUUCUUCAUCCGCGCUCCUGUCGAUUUUAUUGCAUCAGAGCAUGGCGUUCGAGGAGAAUGUAAAGGUCCGUACAAGGCUGAGGGGAUCUUGUGUAGGCAAGCAUAUAGUAGUGGCAUCAAGCCGAUGCCACGCGGACAUCAGAACACGACUUUUGAUGGUACGUCUUUGACACGGUGGAGUACGCCGUGCAUUUGACCCUGUAGCAUGUCGAGACGUACCUGGCAUAGCGCUUUUAAUGCGGAGUAUUCUCGCCACCGG